Molecule: messenger RNA, 1740 nt
Organism: Fusarium falciforme
Lineage: Eukaryota; Fungi; Ascomycota; Sordariomycetes; Hypocreales; Nectriaceae
Exons: 6
Coding region: 1-1740 (579 amino acids)
Molecular function (GO): metallopeptidase activity
Source: RefSeq, a predicted model, not a curated record
AUGUUGGGCAAUUGUCUUCUUCUCGCGGCCACAGCUGCCAUUUCUUUCCUUCCCAGUCUCGUGCAUGCGGCACCGGCACCCAUAGUCGAACGUCGUGAGGAUGGUUCAGUUGCCAUUGGUAUAGAGCAUACCGAUGACAAUGGUAAUGUGCUGGGCAAGAGGAACGUCGUUCUUCAGGACUUUAUCGGGUGCGGCGACUGGAAAGAGGACAUCAUUGCAGCGUGGGAAUCCAUGCUUUCGAUGGGCGCCUUGAUCAAGGACAAGAUGGAUUUCAACGAGCCGGUUGCCAAGGAUUAUCUUGGAGAUCCAUCGCGGAACAAGGGCAGCCAGGAUGCCAUCAAGAAACUUAUCCAGUCUGUUGUGACCUGGCGUCUGGGCGAGGGUGUCCUCGAUUGGAAGUUGCAGAUGCGAUGCGACGACAUCAACCGCAAAAUCGCGGCGAUAGGCGCGACAUUUCCUCAGGGAUGUCCCACAAACCCGGGUGCACGUGAGGAUAAAGACCAGUAUUACAAAUGCGAGAGCGCGUGCUGGAAAUAUCGGCAAUUCGGUGGCGGCUGGGUGCACAACGCAAUGGCGUAUACACAAGGAAGGGGUAAUGGCAAAAACGUUGGCUACAUUAACUUGUGCCCUGGUUGGUUCAAGUUGAGAACCUGUGGCGACGCAGCUUCCGCGUAUUCGAUCCAUCCAGAUCCCGACUACAAGUACAAUAUUAUCAACUACCUGUGUAGAGAGCAAGCCUUGGUGCACGAACUCUUCCAUAUUGAUGCCAACUGGAAGCAACACGUCCCUGGACACGGCCAUAUCGGGGAUACGCAAAUCCAAAUCCUAGUUCAAGACAAGUAUUACGAUAGAAGGGACGCCUACGGAGUGUACGCCAAGUUGAUGGCUACCUCGGCGGGGAAAAAACACGAUGUCGGUCGUCUUGUCUCAACAAACGCCGAUAACCUGGCCCUCUAUUUUCUCGGCAAAUGGGUCCAGCAGAAAUACGGUGUCUACCCAAACCAACCGUUUCCGACCGUGAAGCUAGUGGGUAUUGUGGAGGGCAAGAACCGGAAGAAGCGCGACGACGCGUCCAUCGACGAGACCUACGACACGCCCGAUGUCUGGGAUCCGUUCGUCGCGGUUGAUGGCAACGUAGGCUUGGGUGACCUGAACGACCUUGCUGUCGCACUUGGCGUCGAAUCCAAAGAAGAAGCGAAGACGCUCUACAGCGACGACGACGACACCGGUACCUGCCUCGACUUUGAGGCACAAGACGGGGACGACGAGAUCCCGGUGUGCUCCGAUCGAGGUGAGGUCGUGGAGCUCGAGGCAACUGAAGACUCCCUUGAGGCAGGUCCUGUGGAACCCAUACCUGCAGGCCCAGACCGUAACGGCCCGGACGCCGAGGUUGUCACGACUGACAACGCAGACGCUGCGCCGACUGGAAUCCAACUCCCUGGCGGCCCCGACCCCAACGGCCCAGACGCCGAGGUUGUCACAGCUGGAGACCCCGAGCCUGUCCCCACUGCAGACGUGGUGGAUGCCAUUACCGCAGGCCUGGGAGGGGCCUUCCCUGCAGGCCCGGACGCCGAGGUUGUCACGCAGAACGCGGAGCCUGCCCCGACUGAAGGCAACCUGCCUGAAGGCUCCGACCCUAACGGCCCAGACGCAGAGGUUGUCCCGAACCAAGGCGCGCAGGUGAUCCCAAACAAGGGUGCGCACAGUUCGAUUCCUUCCAAUUCAACAGCAUACGAGUAA